GUCAAACGGUGCUGUUGCCGGACAUGGACACGUCGCUUUGUUUGGCUCAUUCAUGAGACAUUUAUCCGGCGAUCACCAUAUUUUAAGGGUUUUUAAUGUUUGAUCACAACAGAAGAAGUAUAAUUUUACAUAUCGUGUCUUCAUUCGCUUAUUGCUACUUCCGCUCACAUGAACUAGGCGAGACUGCAAAGAUUCAGCCAUAUGUGACACUUACCCAGCACUAAAUUGUAAAUACAGGACAAUAAGGACGAAUGCUGAGCUCAUGAGGGACACGUAAAAUGAGGAGACUGACUAAAAAGAAAGCGCUGAACUUAGUGAAGGAGUUGGAUGCUUUUCCUAAGAUCCCCGACAGCUAUGUGGAGUCGACAGCCAGUGGUGGGACAGUGUCUUUAAUAGCAUUCACUUUCAUGGCAAUCCUGGCCUUUCUGGAGUUCUUUGUGUACAGAGAUACGUGGAUGAAGUAUGAGUAUGAGGUGGACAAAGAUUUUACUAGUAAAUUAAGGAUCAACGUUGAUAUUACCGUUGCCAUGAAGUGCCAAUACAUAGGUGCUGAUGUCCUGGAUCUGGCAGAAACCAUGGUUGCCUCAGACGGUUUAGAAUAUGAGCCAGUAAAUUUUGAGCUCUCACCUCAGCAAAGAAUAUGGCAAUUAACUCUUUGGCACAUCCAGGAGCGCCUCAGAGUAGAGCAUUCUCUUCAAGAUGUCCUCUUCAAAUCUGCAAUAAAAAUAGCCCCACCAUCACCAAUCAAAAAUGAUGACAGUUCUGCUCCCCUGAAUGCAUGCAGGAUUCACGGGCACCUGUAUGUUAACAAAGUGGCAGGGAACUUCCAUAUUACUGUUGGAAAGUCCAUCCCACAUCCUAGAGGCCACGCCCAUCUAGCAGCUUUAGUUAGUCAUGACUCGUUUAAUUUCUCCCAUCGGAUCAAUCACUUGUCUUUUGGAGAGAUGAUUCCAGGGAUUAUUAGUACUCUUGAUGGCACUGAGAAAGUCUCCACCGAAUCUAAUCACAUGUUUCAGUAUUUCAUCACCAUCGUGCCUACAAAACUCAACACCUAUAAGGUUGCAGCAGACACACAUCAGUACUCCGUCACAGAGCGGGAGCGGGUGAUAAACCAUGCAGCGGGCAGUCAUGGCGUCUCUGGGAUUUUUAUGAAGUAUGACAUCAGCUCUCUGAUGAUCCGGGUCACAGAGCAACACAUGCCCCUGUGGCAGUUCCUCGUGCGUCUCUGCGGCAUCGUAGGGGGCAUCUUCUCCACUACAGGCAUGCUGCACGGUAUGGUGGGCUUUUUGGUCGACAUUAUUUGCUGCCGUUUCAAAAUGGGAAUUUACCGAAAUCUCAAAGACACUCUGGCUGUGCAGGAUAACAGUGACACAUCACCACUAAUAGAAAAUCACAAUGAACAUUAAAGUAAUCUCCAGCCCUCUCCCAUCUGCUAUUCUGUUAUCAUGGCCUCAACCUCCAAAGACCCUGAAACUCUUUAAAAUGGACAUUUUCAAAUUCUGAUUAUUUAUUCCCUCAGCACAUUGUUUUGACUAGCAAUGUUACCAGUACCACUAUUGGACCUCCAAUAUUCUAGCUAUUGAUGAUGGUUCUACCACCUGAGCCACUGUUUUGGUUGCUGAUAAAAACAAUAUGUAGGUUGCGUUCACGUGACAUCGCAACUGUCUAGAAUACCUUGUUUAAAACUGAGCUGCAGGACAUGGUAGAUUUUGCAGAUUUGUUGGUGUAGUUUAUGGUUAAUAUCUCUGUAAUUAGUGAACCUAUCCACAAAGUUCUACAUUUUCUCUGUUCAGUAUAAAUAAACAAACAUGAAAUUAUAUUUUCACAGGGGCUUCAGAAAAUACUGAAAGGACUUUAAGCCUUCAAAUUAUUAAGCCUUACGAUUAAUAUGGCAAGUGUGUGGAGUCAAUUCCUAACCCAUAAUGCAAAACAUUUUUGGACCAUAAUUUUGCAUAUUUUUUCAAAAACGGUAAAUCUACCAUAGAGUUGUAUUCAUGGGUUUCAUGCUAUGGCAACCGUCCUGUAUGGUUAUAGCAAUUAAGCAGUUCAAAUCAAAAUACUAUAUGGGGAAAGGUCCUCACAUAGUCCUUCAAAUCAGGAGGGAAUUGUUUCUCUGAAACCCAUGAAUGGGCUCCUGCCCUCAUAAUCUGUCACAAUAUGAAAUUAUGCCAUCAUCAAAUUGCAGAACAUGUACACAACCUGUUGAAUGUGUGAUUUCAUAUUGAAUAAAAGUUUUAUACUAUA
Messenger RNA from Boleophthalmus pectinirostris (great blue-spotted mudskipper), 2244 nucleotides. RefSeq names its product ERGIC and golgi 2 (gene ergic2). Bases 279 to 1406 code for a protein of 375 amino acids. Gene Ontology annotation, biological process: retrograde vesicle-mediated transport, Golgi to endoplasmic reticulum; endoplasmic reticulum to Golgi vesicle-mediated transport. The record is from RefSeq and is a predicted model, not a curated record. The transcript has 13 exons. Lineage: Eukaryota; Metazoa; Chordata; Actinopteri; Gobiiformes; Gobiidae. Gene Ontology annotation, cellular component: membrane; endoplasmic reticulum; COPII-coated ER to Golgi transport vesicle.